GACUCGCUGAUCAAUGAGCCUAUAUAUAGUGUACACACCAAUGACGACAAGUAGCACAACUGACUGCGGCUAGUGCUCGAUGGGGGACAUCCUGAACCCAUUAUCGUACCCUGCUACCGCCUCCACGAUCCGACCACUCACUCGACAUAUUUGUCGUUAAGCGCACGCAUCCUACCAGUCAACUCCCUAUUGAUUUGUAAUUCCGAUAUAUCGGUUGCAGGCGCCGCGUGCGUAAUGGAGAAGGCAGAAACCGUACAUUUGCAGCCGAUAGCCGAGCCAACCAAAGAUGGCGCUCCCGCCAGUUUUGCCGACGACGAGGACUAUGAUCCGCACGAGCACCGACAAGUGGACAGGCCCACAAAUGAUUUCGAAACGCUCGUUCACCUGCUGAAGUGCAGCUUGGGCACGGGCAUCCUCGCCAUGCCGCAGGCGUUCGCGCGCUCCGGCCUCGUCACCGGCAUCAUCUCCACCGUCAUCGUCGGCGCGCUCUGCACUUACUGUUUACAUGUUCUGGUGCGUUCCCAGUACGACCUGUGCAAGCGUCUGCGGGUGCCGCUGCUGACAUACCCGGAGUCUAUGGCGGCGGCGCUAUCGCGCGGGCCGCCCGCGCUGCGCGUGCUGGCGCGCCCUUCGGCGCUCGCUGUCGACAUAUUCCUCGUUGUCUACCAGCUUGGAAUCUGCUGCGUCUAUAUUGUCUUCAUUGCGGAAAAUAUUAAAGCGAUGGUGGACGAUUACUAUGUGAUGGAUGUGAAACUCCACAUGGUUAUUAUCCUGGGACCACUGAUCGCAUUCAACUGUAUCCCCAAUUUGAAGAUUCUGGCGCCAUUCUCAACACUCGCAAAUUUAAUCACUUUCGUCGGCCUCGGUAUUGUGCUGUACUUCUUACUAGGAACUGAGAAGAAAUCACAAACGCCUUUGGACCUGUGGGGCUCGUUUAAGACUUACCCUUUGUUUUUCGGGACUAUUCUAUUUGCGCUUACUGCUGUGGGGGUUGUGAUCGCAUUGGAGAACAACAUGAAGACGCCCAAGUCUUUCGGGAAGCCGUUCGGCGUGCUCAACGUGGGCAUGACGUUUAUCGUGCUGCUUUACAUCGCUGUCGGCGCCAUCGGCUACGUGUUCUGCGUCGAGAAGUGCAGCGACUCCGUCACGCUCGAUCUCCCUCCAAACUCAUGGGUUGCGACGAGCGUGAAAGCGAUGUUCUCGGUGGCCAUUUUCAUUAGCUACGGGCUGCAGUGUUACGUGCCGGUGGACGUGGUGUGGAGCGGCUACCUGCGCCCGCGCCUUCUACAGUCCCACGCGUCGAAACCCAAGCUUGUCGCGUCUGAAUACGCCCUCCGGAUCGCACUGUGCCUUCUCACGUUCGUGUUCGCGGUGUCAAUCCCCCGACUCGGGUUGUUCAUCUCGCUGUUUGGUGCGCUGUGUUUAUCGGCGCUGGGCAUCUGCUUCCCGGCGCUGAUGGAAAUGUGCUUGUCGUGGGCGGACGCGGCCGCCACGGGCGGCGGUCGCCUUCGCCGCCUCAAAGAUUGGCUGCUGUUUAUCUUCGGCAUCGUUGGCCUGGUCGUCGGCACCGCCACGGCGCUGCUUGCCAUUGUGGAAUCCUUCUAGACCCCGCUCUCACAGGCAAACUAGAAAGUGCCUAUGCUUGCAUUUGCCAGAACACACUUGUGCAAAUAGUGACACUGCUGACAGCUAGCUUUUAUUGUAGAUACCGUAGGAUUAAGAUAUAAACGUUAUAAUUAUUAUGUAAGUAUAGCAAUAAUUACUGUGAUUCACCAGAUUACUGAUGUCUAUAAUGUUGACAAUGAUAUUAGGUA
Messenger RNA from Cydia amplana, 1814 nucleotides. RefSeq names its product proton-coupled amino acid transporter-like protein CG1139. NCBI's taxonomy places the organism in Eukaryota, Metazoa, Arthropoda, Insecta, Lepidoptera, Tortricidae. The coding region runs from base 235 to 1605 and encodes 456 amino acids. The record is from RefSeq and is a predicted model, not a curated record. The transcript has 8 exons. Gene Ontology annotation, biological process: amino acid transmembrane transport. Gene Ontology annotation, molecular function: L-amino acid transmembrane transporter activity.